Molecule: messenger RNA, 705 nt
Organism: Monoraphidium neglectum
Lineage: Eukaryota; Viridiplantae; Chlorophyta; Chlorophyceae; Sphaeropleales; Selenastraceae
Exons: 5
Coding region: 1-705 (234 amino acids)
Source: RefSeq, a predicted model, not a curated record
AUGUGCGAGCCCAGCGGCACCCCCGCCGCCGCCGCCAAGACGGCCGCGGACACCGCCGCAGCCGCAGUGAAGCUGGGCGCCAACGCGACGCAGGCCGCCGCGAAGGGCGCCGCCGCCGCCGUCAAGCCUGCCGUCGCUGCCGCCGCCGUCAAGCCUGCCGGGGGCGCCAACAACACCGCUGCUGGCGGUGCUGCCGCCAAGCCUGCUGGGUCUCCCAAGGCUGCCCCCGGCGCCGCCAAGAACGGCACCAACGGCGCGGCCCCCAAGGCCGCCCCAGCCGGCGCCGCCGGCGCGGACAACGGCUCCGCCGCCACCGGCCGCGCCGCCGUGCCCGCGGCCGUCGUGCUGCCCACCACGACCUCGUCCGGUUCAGGCGGCUCCUCCAGCGCCGCCGGCGCCUCUCCCUCCACCACUGGCGGCGCGGCCGGCUCCCCCGACGCCGACGGCACCGCCGCCGGCGGCGCGGGCGGCUCGUCCGGCAUGUCCGGCAUGUCGGGCUCGUCGGGCUCGAGCUCGCCUUCCCCCUCGAGCUCGCCUUCCAGCGGCGCCGCGGGCUCGAGCGGCGCCUCCCCGUCUUCCUCCGGCUCAUCUGGCGCCGGUUCUUCCGGCUCUGGGGGCUCCACGAAGGCGACCAGCUCAGCCGCCACCACGGCUGCCGGCGCCUUCACCAUGGCAGUGGCUGGCCUGAUCGCCGCCGUGCUGUGA